UUUCAUGGCCUAAAGAGAGAGAGAGAUAGAGAGAGACAGACGUUUGAGAUUUGAUGAGCUGAAGAAGAGAACUUCACAUGGAACAAGAGCCCCUCACUCCCACCGUUACCUUCCUCUCCGCUUACAAUUUGAAUUAGGGUUUCCUCUUCUUCUCUAGUUUUAGCUUCUCGAUCUCUCUCUCUCUGUUACACCGAUUCACUUCCCCAAAACUUCGUUAAAUCAUCUUCUGGGUUUCCUUCAUUUCUCGAUCUGAUUCCGAAAUUCGCAAACUUUUUCUUCUGGGUCGAGAGAUGGAAGAAGGAAGCGUGUUCAGAUCUCUACUAGCGAUUCUCCAGUGGUGGGGCUUCAACGUCACCGUCAUCAUCAUGAACAAAUGGAUCUUCCAGAAACUGGAUUUCAAGUUUCCGUUGUCGGUUUCGUGUGUUCACUUCAUAUGUUCGUCGAUUGGAGCUUACGUCGUGAUCAAAAUCCUCAAGCUUAAACCUUUGAUCCUUGUCGAGCCUGAAGAUCGGUGGAGGAGGAUCUUCCCCAUGUCUUUCGUCUUCUGCAUCAACAUUGUGUUGGGGAAUGUCAGCCUUCGUUACAUCCCCGUUUCGUUUAUGCAGACCAUCAAGUCCUUCACUCCUGCUACUACAGUUGUGUUACAGUGGUUGGUGUGGAGGAAGUACUUUGACUGGCGUAUUUGGGCGUCUCUUGUCCCCAUCGUUGGAGGGAUCCUUCUGACUUCGGUUACAGAGCUUAGCUUUAACAUGUUUGGAUUCUGUGCUGCUCUGUUUGGGUGUUUAGCUACUUCUACUAAGACCAUUCUAGCUGAGUCUCUUCUUCAUGGUUACAAGUUUGACAGCAUAAACACAGUGUACUACAUGGCGCCUUUCGCCACCAUGAUUCUCGGGUUACCUGCAUUACUACUGGAAGGCAACGGGAUCCUGAGCUGGUUUGAUGCACACCCGUCUCCCUGGUCAGCACUCAUCAUCAUAUUCAGCUCUGGUGUGUUGGCCUUCUGUCUCAACUUCUCCAUCUUCUAUGUCAUCCACUCCACAACCGCAGUCACAUUCAACGUAGCUGGAAAUCUCAAGGUUGCGGUGGCUGUAAUGGUGUCGUGGUUGAUAUUCCGUAACCCAAUAUCGUACAUGAAUGCUGUUGGAUGUGGGAUCACGCUUGUGGGCUGCACGUUCUAUGGAUACGUGAGGCAUAAGCUUUCGCAGCAGCAGCAGCAGCCAGGAACUCCUAGGACUCCUCGUACACCAAGAAACAAGAUGGAGUUGCUUCCUCUUGUUAAUAAUGAUAAACUCGAAGGCAAAGUCUGAUCUCAUAUUCAGUAUCCACUGCUGCAAAAGAGAGAUAAGAAGAAGCAUUCACUCACACCAGAGGGGUGUUGAAUUUUUACUACAUAUGCAUUUUACUUGAAACCUUAAUAGAGAAAAGUAACAUUUUGUUUUAUGGGCUCGUAGAAGAGAUAAUGGUUCAUCUUAUUUAUAAUCUCUGUGAUAAUGUAGAAUCUUUUAUUUAUCUAAUUUCUUUUUCAGAAACCUUAAA
Raphanus sativus (radish) is the source of this 1536-nucleotide messenger RNA. Its product is annotated as UDP-galactose transporter 1. Gene Ontology annotation, cellular component: Golgi apparatus. The record is from RefSeq and is a predicted model, not a curated record. Gene Ontology annotation, molecular function: antiporter activity. The transcript has 5 exons. Lineage: Eukaryota; Viridiplantae; Streptophyta; Magnoliopsida; Brassicales; Brassicaceae. Bases 291 to 1307 code for a protein of 338 amino acids.